AUGGCCGAGUAUGCUUCCAUGGGGAAAUGGUCAUCCUUUUUCAUACGCUCCCAUGAUAGCAUUGAUUGCUUUGUAUUCAAGGUGAAUGGCUGCCAGUUGACGUCAGUUUACGAUCUACGCGAAUGUGAAGAGGGAUCGUCCGAUUUUUACGAUGAUGAUUGGGCUUUUCGGAGGCCGAGGAGUAACAGCUCGGACUUUCUGAUUCUCCGUAAAACAUCUCGUCCAUUGUCAGUGGAUGUCGUCGGUCUUGUGGAAUCACAAUCUGAUCCAUAUCGACAAUACAUGAGGGUAGUGGAUUGUUAUGAACUUUCUCCUCAAUCUGGCAAUGUCAUAGUACUCGACAAAUCUAUCAAGGUGGACCGAGCAUUUUCGGCUCUUUGUGAACAGAAUGUUCGUGCUGGUCUUGUAUGGGAUGCUUCACAAAGAAGGAUCACAUCGAUCGUAACUCUGACCGACUUCCUGAAGUAUCUUCGCGAAGACGCGUCUCAGUGUUCUCACAGUGAGAUUGGCGAUCUCAUAACCGACAACUCACUAGUCACUGUAUUUGCGGAUAUGAAAGUAAUUGAGGCGUGUGAGCAAUUGUGUUUACAUCGCGUACAUCGUAUCAUCGUACGAGAACCCCAAUCGGGGGAUAUUCUUUAUCUUUUGACAAUAAAACGGGUACUACAAGCGAUUCAUAAACAGGUUUCACUGGAUGAUUGCUUGAACGACGUGGUUGAAAAGUUGUUAACUCACCAUCUUGUCAUCACUUCCGGUCAUCAACUCGAGUGGGCAAGCAGUCGAUGUGAUUACUAA
This is a messenger RNA of Cooperia oncophora, 795 nucleotides long. Lineage: Eukaryota; Metazoa; Nematoda; Chromadorea; Rhabditida; Trichostrongylidae. The record is from the annotation of a GenBank genome assembly.